Photinus pyralis (common eastern firefly) is the source of this 3739-nucleotide messenger RNA. RefSeq names its product small G protein signaling modulator 1-like. Gene Ontology annotation, biological process: activation of GTPase activity. Gene Ontology annotation, molecular function: GTPase activator activity. The transcript is spliced from 11 exons. The record is from RefSeq and is a predicted model, not a curated record. Lineage: Eukaryota; Metazoa; Arthropoda; Insecta; Coleoptera; Lampyridae. Bases 154 to 3282 code for a protein of 1042 amino acids.
CGAAAUGAUAAAACACAAAAUCGAUUGCACUUUUCAAGGUAGCUACACAUUAUACGAAAACUGUGAUGUGGCGUACCCACCUACGUUCGUUACGCAUUUUUUUAAGCUUAUCGUGAUAUAUUUUUUUUAUUUUCAUAAAGCUCGCAUCGCACGAUGACUUCGGGACAAGAAAACGAUUAUAAAGCGAAAUUAAUUGCAUCUGUUAAAAAAGAAGUAAAACAAGUAAUGGAAGAGUCCGUAACGAAAAAGUUUGUACACGAGGAAUCGGGGUCGGUGACGUCAUUAUGUGGCGCUGUCGAAGCUUGUUUAUCGCAAGGAUUGCGUAGACGAGCGCUAGGAUUAUUUAAAACUUCGUCAACAACUGCCCUUUUGCACAAGAUAGCCAAACAUAGUCCCGAAGCUGCUUUAGUUUCUAAGAAAGUGAUAGAAUUAGAAAACUUAGAUCCGAACCGAAGGUCCUCCAGUAGUAGCGAUAGUACGACAAAGCCGACUUUGAUGAAGAAUUUGUCACUCCAAAACGUAAACUUACUUCCCAAGUACUUGUGGAUUAGAUUGGCACUUUUUGAAAAGCAGCUUUCGCGUAUAAUAGAUUACUUGGUGACCAAUGCGGGUAGGUACUACGAUAAGGAUGCCUUGGUUGCAGAUCCAGACUAUGGAAGCAUUUUGAGUUCCUUACUCGUCGGACCCUGUGCUUUGGAUUAUUCAAGAACAAAAACCGCCGAUCACUUCUGGACUGAUCCACCCGCCGACGAACUGCUGCAACGGCAUCGCAUAUCAAGCAGCCACUCCACGCCUCCACCCGUAAGACGUCCAAUCCCGAACUUUCGACGGUCACUAAACACAAGCUCAGACGAAUCAAGUAACCGUUGCCAAACUCAACACUUAGCCAAGGAUUACGUGGAAAGCCUACACCAAAAUUCACGCGCCACUUUACUAUUCGGUAAAAAUAAUGUUCUAGUAACACCACCUAAGGCGGGCCAAACGGAGCCGAUGCCAGGCUACCUCAGCCUGCAUCAGAGCGCCAACUGUCUCACCAUCAAAUGGACGCCCAACCAGCUAAUGAACGGCUUCACGGAGAGCGACGUGCCCGAUAAAAACAUCUACUGGGAUUACGCCAUUCAGGUCAGGCUCGACGAAGUCGUCUACGUUCACUGUCACCAAGACGUCGAAACAGGCGGGACCGUCAUCUUGGUGGGCCAGGACGGCGUGCAACGGCCUCCCAUACACUUCCCACGAGGUGGUCACAUGCUCGCAUUUCUCAACUGUCUCGAGACCGGGUUGCUCCCUCGCGGCCGUCUAGACCCGCCCCUCUGGUCGCAGCAGUCCUGCUCGGCGAGGCAUCACAAGCGCAAACGCCCCCUACCGUCGCUGGUCGAAAACGAAGACGAGCCGAAGGAUUUCGUCUUUCGCAUCGUCGACAGCAGCAAUCACAAGGAGAUUUCAGUAAAGCGGCACGAUCUAAUGAACAGAAACGGUCACGUGACGACCAAAGUUCGCGCGCAACUCGGCAGCUCGAGCACGAGCUCGGAAAGCUCGACGAAGAGCUUUAGCAUAGAGCAGAGCUGCACGAUCAACGACGGUUCUAAUAUUUGCAUACAGGCGGUGUGCGACUCUAUGAAGCGGCAGAUAAUAUCGCGCGCGUUUUACGGCUGGCUCGCCUACUGUCGCCAUCUGUCGACGGUGCGGACGCACUUGAGCGGUUUAGUACACGGCACGAUUGUGUCCGGCGAGAACGCCAAAGACGGACUGUCCGAGGCGAAGUGGGCCGAGCUUUUCGUCGAAGGCGUGCUGAGCGACGCGGAAGAGGUCUACAAGCUGACUUACUACGGAGGAGUUGCGCACGCGUUGCGAAAGGAGGUGUGGCCUUACCUGUUGGGCCAUUACAAGUUCGGCAGCUCGGCGGCGCAGAGGGAGGAGCUGUCGGAGCUGACCAAGCAGGCGUACGAGACUACUAUGUCGGAAUGGCUAGCGGUUGAGGCGAUCGUGAAGCAACGCGACAAGGAAACGCAGGCGAACGCCAUAGCGAAGUUGAGCAGCGAGAGCACCAGCGGCGAACAGGUUCCUCCCCAAAUUCAGCGCGACCUCAGUAAUGAUGUUUUUGAGGAUAUUAGCGACUACGAAUUCGACUCGAACGAAGAUCUGACCGACAACGAGGAUAAGCCGAAAAAGCUAAAGAAGACAAAACAAAACACCGUCAUCUACGAGGGAAGCGACGAAGAAAAGUCGAAACAGAAUGAAACCGAUGCCUUACCUGAUACUUUACCUCAACAAAAUAAUUGCGAAGAAGAAACCGUAGAUUUAGCGAACUUAAGACUGACAAAUCCAGUAUUAGAGGAAGCGAGCACCAGUACAACGCACACCAGCCGAAUAAUGGCGGAAGAGGACGAGGUCGAUCUGCGAAAAUUCGUCGGAAACGUCAUCGUGACGAAUCCCAGCGUUGAUAUGUCGAACUUUCCGCCGGAAGUUCAACGGAAAUGUAGCCUGGGCGCGCUCACCGAGGAGGGCGGGUCGUCCCUGGAUACGUUGGACUGCAUCGAAACGCACGGUCUGGCGUCGCCGGCUCGAAGCGCUUGCGUUUCGCCCGCCAGCUCCAACGGCGGAGUGUACUCGACCGAGCUUCUGGAGACGUUCGGUCUAAAUCUCCACAGGAUCGAGAAGGACGUGCAGAGAUGCGAUAGGAAUUAUUGGUACUUUACGUGCGAGAAUUUGGAUAAGUUGCGGAACGUCAUGUGCACGUACGUGUGGGAGCACCUGGACAUCGGCUACAUGCAGGGCAUGUGCGAUCUGGUCGCGCCAUUAUUGGUGAUCUUCAACGACGAGAGCCUGACGUACGCGUGCUUCUGCCACCUCAUGGAGCGUAUGGUCGAGAAUUUUCCGAACGGCAACGCGAUGGACUGCCACUUUGCGAACAUGCGAUCGCUAAUACAAAUCUUAGACUCGGAGAUGUACGAGCUGAUGCACUCGCACGGCGACUACACGCACUUCUACUUUUGCUACCGAUGGUUCCUAUUAGACUUCAAGCGCGAGUUGGUGUACAAUGACGUGUUCUCAUUUUGGGAGGUGAUAUGGGCCGCCCAGCAGAUCGCUUCGAGCCACUUCGUUCUCUUCCUGGCGCUGGCGCUGCUCGAAAUUUACCGUGAUAUUAUUUUGUCGAACAGUAUGGAUUUUACGGAUAUAAUUAAAUUUUUCAAUGAAAUGGCGGAGAGACACGAAGCCCAGGCGGUACUGCGGAUAGCUAGGGAACUGGUGCUGCAGCUGCAAAUUCUAAUUGAGAACAAGUAAAUUGUCGAGGCAUCGAGGUUUAUAUUUCAUGUGCCAAAGGUUCUCCCCCACCAAUUCAUAUUGGCGGUGUAGACACGCCCUCGCUCACACGAUGGCUCUACACUCUCUAUGUUAUGUGAUAAGAAAUUUAUAAACAUUUCAAUGUGCAUUUAGUAAACUAAAUAUAAACAAUGUAAAAUUUUCUUAGACAUCUGUACGAUGCACAAUACUAUUAUAUAGAAUGAUUAAAGCUAACCUAUUUUUGUGCAAAUUAUAUGUAUUUUGUAAAUUAACUGUUUCCUUUGCGAUGCGGAUGCGACAACAGUGUAUCAGGCGGCGUUGCCAAUUUGGUUGGUACCUAAAUAGAUAGACGAUGAUGUACUUUAUAUUAGUUUCCCAGAAUAUAUUCUAUUUUUUAGACUUUAUAAAUGUUAUAUCUAUAUUUAUCUUUUUUAAAGUAUAAACGUUUCUAUUAUUC